AAUAAGUUAGAAUGUUUAGUUCCGCCUCGCUGAAGGGGAAGUUAGCGAGAAUUUUUUUGCGGGGUGAGGAGUGAAACUGCGGAGAGCUAUGGCGCUGCCAGGUGUAAACAAGGAUAAUAUCCGAGCAGGAUGUAAAAAGUGUGGAUAUCCUGGCCACCUUACGUUUGAGUGUAGAAAUUUCCUCAGAGUGGACCCACAGCGAGACAUUGUGUUAGAUGUGAGCAGCACAAGCAGUGGGGACUCUGAUGAAGAGGACGAGAUCCCAACUCAGCCCCCACUUUCUGUAGAUAAGAAAAGUGUGGCAGAAGUAAGUAAAAAGAAGCUGAAGAAA
Nanorana parkeri is the source of this 331-nucleotide messenger RNA. It is a transcript of the gene SREK1IP1, whose product is annotated as SREK1 interacting protein 1. The record is from RefSeq and is a predicted model, not a curated record. NCBI's taxonomy places the organism in Eukaryota, Metazoa, Chordata, Amphibia, Anura, Dicroglossidae. The transcript has 4 exons. The annotation marks the transcript as partial. Gene Ontology annotation, molecular function: nucleic acid binding; zinc ion binding.